This is a messenger RNA of Capsicum annuum, 1344 nucleotides long. RefSeq names its product probable methyltransferase At1g29790. NCBI's taxonomy places the organism in Eukaryota, Viridiplantae, Streptophyta, Magnoliopsida, Solanales, Solanaceae. The record is from RefSeq and is a predicted model, not a curated record. Gene Ontology annotation, molecular function: S-adenosylmethionine-dependent methyltransferase activity. Bases 1 to 1344 code for a protein of 447 amino acids. The transcript has a single exon.
AUGGGAAGUCUAGAUGAUGACAAUUUGCCUAGGAAACAAACACAUAAGAGCAUCAAUGAUCAAACCAAGUACAAACUCAAAGUACUAGUCCUUAUAAUCCUAACAAAUCUUCUUACAAUUUACAUCUUUACUAGUCCUUCCCUCAACUUGCAUCCUAUUUCAAGAAAUGAUUCUUUUUCAGAUUCUACUUCCCUCUUGCAUGAGCUCAAUGCCACUAUGAAGCAACUCGAAACGAGUCGAUCACAGAUCCUAGUUUUGCAUCAACAGCUCAAGUCUACUAACCAACUUGUCAAAGAACUUCUAGCUCAACUCAACAUCCUCAACCAGUCCAUAAACAGAACAACAGAUUCCACCUUGUUGAACUUCAAUGAUCUUCUUGAUGAUUUGUCGAAUGAAGCUAAGCUUGCUUUAGGCCCUCACAAGCUUCCGCUCGGGUACUCACCAAAAUCAGGCACUGAUGAGGUUUAUGCCUCGGUUGGAGGAGGUUGUCUGAGUUAUAAAGAAGAUUUGGCACAGUACAUGACGUAUCGCGUUGGGAAGGAGUGUCCUGUUGAUGAUGUUUACGCGCAAAGGCUAAUGCUCAAGGGAUGUGAACCACUUCCAAGAAGGCGGUGCCAUCCUAAGGCGCCUGUUGGUUAUGUCGAACCAACUCCAUUGCUGAAAAGCCUGUGGUCCACGCCACCAGACACAAGUAUUAUUUGGGAUCCAUAUACUUGCAAGAACUACACUUGUUUGAUCGAAAGAAGGAAGUUUCCAGGAUCCUAUGAUUGUAAAGACUGCUUUGACCUGCAAUUUAGAGAGAAAAAAAGGUGGCAAUAUGAUAAUGGAGGUCUUGAUUUUGGGAUGGAUCAGGUUAUGGCAACAAGACCUAAAGGCACAAUCCGCAUUGGACUUGAUAUAGGAGGAGGAGCGGGCACAUUUGCUGCUAGGAUGAAAGAAAGGAAUGUAACCAUAGUCACGACUUCCAUGAAUUUGGAUGGUCCUUUCAACAGUUUCAUUGCAUCCAGGGGCUUGAUAUCAAUGCAUGUUGGCGUCUUCCAGAGGCUUCCUUUCUUCGAGAAUACUCUGGAUAUUGUGCACUCUAUGCAUAUCCUGAACAACUGGAUCCCGGAUACCAUGCUUGAGUUCACUCUGUAUGACAUAUAUAGAGUUUUGAGGCCUGGAGGAUUGUUCUGGUUGGACCACUUCUUCUGCCUAGGAUCACAGUUGAAUGUAACUUAUGUUCCUAUGCUGGAGCACGUUGGAUUCAAGAAACUGAGGUGGAAUGCUGGCAUGAAGUUUGACCAAGGGAUCGGUAAGAAUGAGUGGUAUUUCUCUGCUUUGUUGGAGAAACCAAUGUCAUAA